Ambispora gerdemannii is the source of this 1605-nucleotide messenger RNA. NCBI's taxonomy places the organism in Eukaryota, Fungi, Glomeromycota, Glomeromycetes, Archaeosporales, Ambisporaceae. The record is from the annotation of a GenBank genome assembly.
AUGAACACCUCAAAUCGCACAACAUCAUUCUUCCUUUUCUUCCUCGUCAUCUGCUUUAUAAUUCUUUCCACGUCAAUAACCACGACAAAAGCGGCACCAAUUCCAAAAAAAUCCAAAGACGAUGACAAUGACAAUAAUAAACAGUCACUCAUUUCAGCUAAUAUUGGUGCUGUUGGUCCUCUUGACGUGGGAGCCUCAGCCACAAUCAAUUCUGAUAACGAUGUUAAUACUAGUGGCGGUGUUUUGCUUGUCCUGUUGGUGGGAUUUAAUAGCCAUAAUGUGCAGGCUAAAUCUGCAACAGGCGAACGAGUCCUUGUCUUGUUGGACGAUGAGGCCGAUAAAGCUCUUUAUUCCCAGUUUUUCAAAACUUUAGAAGAUAGGAAAUACACGUUUUCGUAUAAAACAGCUUCCGAUCCAAAGGUAGAUUUACUUGCAUUUAAUGAACGGGCUUUCGACCAUGUUAUAAACUUUGCUCCAAAAACCAAAAACUAUGAUAACAAAGUGAAUCCGGCUGCUUUCAUCGACUUCGUUAAUAGAGGUGGCAAUAUAUUAUUAGCCGCUUCUUCAGGACUUUCUGAAACAAUUCGGGAUUUCGCGCGAGAGUUUGAUAUUGAAUUUGAUGACCGUGAUACUUCCGUUAUUGACCACUUUAACUACGACGUGUCAGAUUCAGACGGAAAGCAUACAUUACUCGUGUUGGACGACAAAAAGGGCGGAUUCACGAAUAACUCGAUGAUUUUGAGUCAAGAAACUUUAGAAGGUCCUCCUAUUUUGUACAAAGGGAUCGGACAUAAAAUAGGAACGGUUCCUUUGUUGACGAGGGUUGCGUGGAUCACCAGUAAUACAGCUUACUCAUAUGAAACGAAGGAGGACCAGAUAGCAGAUCAGGAUCCAUUUAUUCUUGGAAGUGAUAUUAGUUUAGUUUCUGCUUUGCAGGCUCGAAAUAAUGCUCGAGUCACCUUUGUCGGUAGUUUGGAACUUUUCCAGGAUAGCUCAUUAAAUUCGCCAGUUCAAAAAAUUAAUUCGAAAGAGUCACAUCCAAAAUCUGGAAACCAGGCUUUUGUUGAUGAUCUGACAAAAUGGACUUUUCAAGAAAAAGGCGUUCUUAAAGUCACAGCUCGUCGGCAUCACCUAGAAGGCGAGGAAGAACCAUUAGAAACAUAUCGCAUCAAAGAUAAUAUAGUUUAUAGUAUCGAAAUAUCGGAAUAUACGAAUGAAAAAUGGCAACCUUUUAAUGGCACGGAUGUACAAUUAGAAGUGAUAAUGCUCGAUCCUUAUAUCAGGCGUACACUUACUCCUCUAGAAAUUCAACCACAAAAUCAUCACAAUUCACGAAUAUUUGAAUCACAUUUGCAAUUACCAGAUGUGUACGGCGUGUUCACGUUCAAAGUGAAUUACAAACGCCCCGGCUACUCUUACAUAAUCGAUAUGACGACUGUAGCGGUGCGGCCGUUUAGACAUAACGAGUACCCGCGGUUUAUAUUGGCUGCGUAUCCAUAUUAUGCGGGUGCUGCGUCAAUGUCUGUCGGAUUUUUGGUGUUUUCAACGGUGUGGAUUUUUAAUAAAGAUAGAAGCGCUACAAAGGAGGAUAAAAAGAAUAAUUAA